Molecule: messenger RNA, 6693 nt
Organism: Athalia rosae (coleseed sawfly)
Lineage: Eukaryota; Metazoa; Arthropoda; Insecta; Hymenoptera; Athaliidae
Gene: Pkc98E
Product: protein kinase C
Exons: 9
Coding region: 1124-3343 (739 amino acids)
Biological process (GO): protein phosphorylation
Molecular function (GO): ATP binding; diacylglycerol-dependent serine/threonine kinase activity
Source: RefSeq, a predicted model, not a curated record
GAGAACUCAAAGUUGAAAUGGCUAACAAUCCUAGCGUUACUAGAGCGUGCCAGGGACAAUUAUAGGGUUGUAUUUUGCAUCGUGCAUGUGUAAGAGACCUAAAUCAGGAUCUUGUUAUAAAAUAAAAGGUGCUGCCGCCGAUGGGGACGUCGAGGACUCGGGGAAAACCGAUCGAGCGACGGAGCGUCGACUGUGGUGACGGAGCGAGCGACUAGCCAAUAUCAGGCAAGGGCCAAGGCAACCAAGUAUCGGCAGACGCAGGAAGAGCGUAGCAAAGGCGCAAAGGCAGGCAGUCCAAAGGGAGGGGAGUUAGGGAGCGACACAUACCUAUCCCCAUUCCGUGUAUACUCGGUAUCGCAGGGGGGCUUGGAGUGCCUUGGAUCACCGCACGGGUCGAGCUGGGUCGCAAGUUUUUUUGUUCCUAGCGUUAAUUACAGUGAAGUUCGUGAAUUAAGGAGAAGCCGACCUUCAUGGCUGUCAGGAUAUCGUGGCGGGUCUGUAACUCGUCAAAUUCGUCAAACCUCCAGGUGUUCGACUCUUUUAAGCCUCUCCUUUAGAACCAAUAUACCCCCAACUCCGGCUGCUGUGACUGGCUGCUGUGGAUCUAGUUGAGUUAUGUGCAAACGUGCUGUCGAGGGGAAAGUGUUUGUUCAAGUUAAACGACGACGGUGACCAGGCUGGAAAUUUCGGAUCCGUGAGAGGAAAACGUUCCAAGUUUUUUUUUUUUUUUCAAUACCAAACUCCAACCGCUACCGGUCACCAACCGCUAAAACCAACAGGAAAAGUGAGCACGAUAAACGCCAAACAAGAGGACUGCCACCAACGAUAUAGUAACGAUAAAUUAUUACGGGACUCGUCGAGUAUCAUCGUGAUUCUGGAAAUAUUGGGAUUACUAAUUUUAUCCGUCAAUAUCCCGAGGUCUUACGGAACGUCAGGUGUUGGAAUAAAAAUAAAACAAUAGGAGAAAUUCACUGAAGCGAAAACUACUUUGAAACGGGAGAACGAGGUACGGCGGUGACUGAAAAUAUUUGAUCAAAUCAUUGAAUAAAAAAUUCAAAAUAAAUAAACAAUAAAAAAAAAUACCAGGAGACACACAGCGUAAAGUGGCAGGGAGACGAGUAAAAUGUUCACUGGUCAGGUCAGGGUAAAAAUAUGCGAAGCUUCGGGCCUGAGGGCGACGGAUAAACAGAGAAAAUUUUGGCAAGACGAACCACCUAUUCUGGACCCUUAUGUGCUUCUGGAUGUUGACGAGAACCACCUCAAUCGCUCGACAACAAAACCAAAAACCUUCAACCCUGUUUGGAAUGAGACCUUUACACACCAGGUCCUCGAAGCUGCUACUUUAGGGCUCACAGUUUUUCACGACGCAGCUUUAGGACCUGACGAUUUUGUGGCCAACUGUAGCAUCAGAUUUGAAGAUCUUGUCCAUCGGGACGACGAGGCUGCUGAUUUCUGGGUUGAUCUCGAACCUCAGGGAAAAUUAAGGAUACGAAUAGACUUGAAAUGGACAAACCAAGAUCAACAACAAUCAGGGUGCGGGGGAGGGGGGUUAGUCGGAGGACCUGGAGAUGGUGGCGGUGGAAGCGGAGUCGGAGCAGCAAUAGGAGGAAAAGAGCCAAAAAGAGAGUUCAAGGAGCGACAAGGCUUCAAUCGUAGGAGAGGGGCAAUGCGGAGAAGAGUUCAUCAAGUCAAUGGCCAUAAAUUUAUGGCCACUUUUUUGAGGCAACCGACGUUUUGCUCCCAUUGUCGCGAGUUUAUAUGGGGCUUGGGCAAGCAGGGCUAUCAGUGUCAAGUGUGCACAUGCGUCGUUCACAAAAGGUGUCACGAAUCGGUUGUAACCAUGUGCCCUGGCAUGAGGGUCGAGAUGCCCGUUCAGGGAACUGUGACAAUGUUACAGGCAACUCCGAGCACCCAAAGUCAGCGCUUCAGUGUAAACGUACCUCAUCGAUUUGUAGUUCACAACUACAAACGAUUCACCUUCUGCGAUCAUUGCGGCUCUUUACUCUAUGGUCUUAUCAGACAAGGUCUACAAUGCGAAGUUUGCAGCAUGAAUGUGCACAAAAGGUGUCAAAAAAAUGUUGCCAACAAUUGCGGCAUCAAUACAAGACACUUGGCCGAAAUUCUGAAUUCUAUAGGGAUAACACCUGACAUUCAGAACAAACCGGCAAAAAUAAACUAUACCGCACCAGGUCAACCUGGCGCCCCAGCAACACUGACCUCCGCUAACGAAACUGCGUCCGAAGGAACUCCUGUUCCAAAACCACGGGAUGGUGGGGACGGAGGGAACGGCCCGGAUACCGGUACCAAGAAGUUAGGUCUGGAAGACUUCAACUUCAUCAAGGUCCUUGGAAAAGGGAGUUUUGGUAAGGUCAUGCUCGCUGAGAAAAAAGGCUCGCCGGAUGAAGUCUAUGCCGUUAAAGUAUUGAAGAAGGAUGUCAUAACACAAGAUGAUGACGUGGAUUGUACCAUGACCGAAAAACGUAUAUUGGCUCUUGCUGCCAAGCAUCCUUUUCUAACGGCUAUUCACAGCUGUUUUCAAACCAAAGACAGGCUCUUUUUUGUCAUGGAAUACGUAAAUGGAGGUGACUUGAUGUUCCAAAUUCAAAGAGCCAGGAAGUUUGAUGAGGCACGUGCGCGUUUUUACGCAGCGGAAGUGACUCUAGCUCUUCAGUUCCUCCACAAGCAUGGAGUUAUAUAUCGUGAUUUAAAAUUGGAUAAUAUAUUGUUGGACCAAGAAGGUCACUGCAAGUUAGCAGACUUUGGAAUGUGCAAAGAGGGUAUCAUCGAAGGUGUUAAAACUACGACGACUUUUUGCGGUACACCCGAUUACAUUGCUCCUGAAAUUCUUCAAGAGCUUCAAUACGGUGCCAGCGUAGAUUGGUGGGCACUCGGUGUUCUCAUGUAUGAAAUGAUGGCGGGACAACCACCUUUCGAAGCUGAAAAUGAAGAUGAUCUAUUCGAAUCCAUUCUGCGAGAUGAUGUAUUAUAUCCAGUAUGGUUGACGAGAGAAGCUGUCUCAAUUCUCAAAGGGUUUAUGACCAAGAACCCUGCUAAACGCUUGGGUUGCGUCGUAGCAAACGGUGGAGAAAAUGCCAUACGAGUUCAUGCCUUUUUCCGGGACAUGGAUUGGGAAGCACUCGAGGCUCGUAGACUCAAGCCACCUUUUAAACCUAAAAUUAAAAAUAAAAAGGACGCCAUGAAUUUUGAUGCUGAAUUCACAAGAGAAGAACCGGUUCUGACACCGGUUAACCCUGACGAUCUUCGCUGCAUAAAUCAAGACGAUUUCAAAGGAUUUUCAUUUGUUAAUCGCGACUAUAACCCUGCCAGACUUCCAACGGAAUAAAAAAGAGAGAGCACAUCAUCCAGUCACAGUAAGUUUUUAUCUAAUUUUGCUGGAUACAUUCAAUGUCAUGAGCAACAAACCGCUCGUAUUGGUUCAUAAGUUGAAUCUAGCGAUGGAAUAACUUGUGGCGAAUUGUAAAAAGAAAGUCGCACCGCGAUUGAAUUUGUUGUUGGAUGAAAUUCAUUCGAAUUGGAUGAUAGACAAUCGAUUGAAAUUUAUUAGUGGGUGAAAAGUUAUGUUAGAAAUUGUUGAAGAUGAUAACCUUAUUACAUUUGUGCAAAUCAGCGAGUUAGUAAAAGGAGAAACGUUCAUGAACAAUGCAACGGCGUGUACCUAAAUAGGAGAGCAAGGUACUUAAGAAAGAGAAAAAAAGUAUUGUUGAUCAAAAAAUCGUCAAAAAGAGUUGAACAUACGAGUACAUGAAAAACACAAAUUAAGUGUAAAAUUAUUUAAGCUGUCGCAGUAACGUCUGAGAGUAAUCAACGGAUAUUCUAAUUAUUUAUUUAUUAUUAACAUUGUUUUUUUCGAUUGAUACUCUAUAUGUUACUGCUGGUAAUUAGCGCGCAAAAGUUAUUCGAUAAAAAUUGAAGAAGAGCAAACGUGUAAACGUAAAAGUUCACGAACAAGUUUGUUCAUUGAAUUCACAAGAGAAUCUCUUGCCUGAAGAAUCGUAGAACUUUACUCGGUUUUAGCUAGUUGAGAGAUUUAUGCAUUUACGCACAGCGAUGUUGAGAAACCUUUUAUAAUUUAUUACUACUUCUGUAUUCUAUGAUAUUUGCAUUCGUGGGAUCUAAUUGAUCGAUUGUUUUUAUUCGUAUUCCGUUUUUAUGGAGCCGGAUUUUUUUUCAUCUGGGUUACACGGGGGAUCUCUGAUAAUUUUUUCGUACCGAGUAGUGAAAGGUGAAAAAUUCGUGAUUUCAGUCAGGCUCCGCGUCUGUAUUACUACGACAAAAUCGUACGAAUUAUGUUAUAAAGAUAAAGUUUCCAUUUGGAUAUAAUGAAAACUGUCUCGAAAGAAAGAUAUCUUAAUAAGCGAAUCAUACACAGGCCACGGGUGGCCUGACCAGAGUAUAAUUAACUUAUUUUAGCAUACGCCUAAGAUAAUAGAUAAAGAAAACAUAGAAAAGAAUUUGAAGAAGUCACGUAUUGACGCUAGAGGUAAGCUAUAAACUUGUAACGAUAAGAUUAAAAUGUAGUCAUUGAUGCACCUUCCAGGAUAUUCGUACAUGUUGUCUCUAGUUAGUUACGUAACACUUAAAUUAAAUCAUAAAUCGAUUGAUUUAUUAACGCAAAGCCCCGGCAAACGGUGUUCUAGCUCAGAACUUGCAGACCCCUGUUGUUCGAUGAGCUUUCGUCGCGAAUAAUGUAUUAGCCGAUAGAAAAAAGUGUAAUAGAUUACAAGAUGUGAUUCGUGUACUUAAUCGAUAUGUCACCCUUCGCCUCUAGCUCUUACAUUUAAGAUAGAAACUAGUACAAUACUUGAGCAUCACUCAUAUCUCUGAAAGGUAUCUAUCUACCGCAAACUGCAAACAUUCUUACAUCCCAGCUUGCCCGUGCAAAAAAAUAAUCGGGUCUUUAAUUCGGUGGAUUUCCAUUCGAGUGAAACAAACCUGCGGUCGAGUCAGUUGACUCGUAUUCCUCGUACGAUAAUGGAUCUGGUUGUGUGCUUGAUUGCUUGAUUCCAGUAUAAAGAUUUCGAAAAAAAGUUAGCUAGAAUUGAUACAAUAGCGUACUGGAAGUCAAGAUGCUCGUAGUUUGCGAACAUCUCAGAAUAUCUCUUGUAAUGGUAAUUUGUAGACAAACAUAACAAAAAAAAUUACAAUGUUAAUUAUUACUACUAUAGAGCGUAUAUGUAUGUAUAUAACUAUUAAUUGUGUGUGAUAAAUCGACGUUUAGCUUAUUCUGGACCAUUUUGUGACAAAUCAGCCCCAAAUUGUAACAAAAUGGCCUAUUCGUGUACUAACUAAAUAACACCUUAUACGAUCAUACCUAUUAUACAUAUAUACGUGUAAAUUUGGUGUUAAUCAACGUUAAGAUAAGUCGUACUGCGCUUGAAUGAACUAUUAUCAACGUAUGGGUUUCAAAAUUGUUGGAAGAUCAUCCGAUAGAAAUAGGAAUAUGAAUAUUUUGAUCAUAUUAUACCGAUUCGCAAUAUUCAUAAAUAUAAUUCGAAAUUUAAAACUGCGUAUGCUUUGAGCCUUUGCGGGACUCAAGUCAUACAGGUAUUAUACUUGUUGAUUAAAGUAAGUAAUAUUAAAUGUGUAUACUCCCGUACUGCGUGCUGAAAAAACAGAUAUUUCAAUUAUCACAAACUCAUGUAAAGCUUCCCAAUUAUUGCUGUGUAUACCAUAAAGCUAGGGACAGAGGAAGAUAGUAUAUAACAUAAUAAUACGGGAUAUCAAGGUUUUAAGGCCGCGAUUGCCAUUAAAUUGCCACUUAUGACGGCUUAUCGGCGAAAAUCACUGGCAAAUAAUAUGAAUAUACGGGUUUAAAAUUAAAGUCGUUCAAUAUUGUAAUAAUAAAUAUACAUAUGUUUAACAUAGAACAUGUAUUUAUUGCGUGCUAGUUGAUUUGAAUUGUCACAUCGCCGACAGACGGUAUGAGAACAACAAUUAUUCAGACUUUUCUCCUGCUUUUCAAAACGAUAAUUUCGUCAUAUUAUUGAUGAACUUAUCAGGAUAACCGAAUCAUUGUAAUUUCGAGCAGGAGAUUAUCUGCAGUUCAAUGUUUUCCCAUAAUAUGGAAUACUAUAAAGGGAACACACAGAAAAUUGAUUCCUCAAAAUAAAACAUGGAUGCAUUGUUGUUCCGUCUGCUGGCAACAACAAUAACAAUAAUAAUAAUAGUAAUAAUAAUAAUAUUAAUAAUAUUAUUGAUAAGGUUUAUAAUCAUAAGAUUAAUAAUAAUACUAAUAAUUAACAAAUACUAAAUAACUAAUAAUGAAUAUGAAGAUUAAUAAUUAAUAAUUAAUAGAUCAUAAUAACAAUAAUAAUAAUAACAACUACUACAACUACAACAAAAACAAAGCAUAGGUUCUGAUCAAAUGUUUGUGCUAAUUACAAAGAUCAGCGCUAUUAUUUGUUGAACGCUAUCUAGUCAGGAGCUGGCAAAAAAGAGAAGCAAAGUGUAACUGCGUAAUACUGAAACGGAAGCAAAAUACAAAUUUAAAUAACUAGAGGAAAAACAAAGACAGAGCACUAAAGAAAGAAAAAGUAAAGAAGGGUUGAUUAUGGAACUGCGGAUUAAUUCUAAGAUUAAUGAUUGAAUAAAAAUGGUUAGUCCGGCCUACGUUUAGUAACAAGGUAGAACGUAAUAUAAAAAAAAUAAAAGAAAAAAGAAAAAAAAAGAUUA